AUGACUGUGUUUGAUAUUAAUUCGAUGAGUUUGAAAAACCUUAAUACACUUAAUGCACCACAACCUCUAGAAUAUUAUGCUGCUGUUUUAUUGAAAAAUGACAUCAUAAUUUAUAUUGGUGGAAUUCAAAAUACAAGUCAAGUUCUGGUUGAGGCAAAUAUGUCUGAGGCUAAUUUUCCUAAAAGUUUUAUUUCAAAUGUUUCUACCCCAUCAAAUUCUAAAUUUAAAUUAAUUAUUGGCCUUAGUGUUGGCAUUUUUUGUUUAGUCUGUUUUGCAGUUGUUGAAUUCUUAAUUUAUAAAAAAAUACAACGUCGCGAAAUUAUUAAAAUACCCAGCUCCUCUGAAACUCGUGAAAUUAUUGAAAUACCUGGUUCCUCGAAAGAAUAA
Molecule: messenger RNA, 387 nt
Organism: Dentiscutata erythropus
Lineage: Eukaryota; Fungi; Glomeromycota; Glomeromycetes; Diversisporales; Gigasporaceae
Source: the annotation of a GenBank genome assembly